Molecule: messenger RNA, 534 nt
Organism: Drosophila nasuta
Lineage: Eukaryota; Metazoa; Arthropoda; Insecta; Diptera; Drosophilidae
Product: bomanin Bicipital 1-like
Exons: 2
Coding region: 69-464 (131 amino acids)
Biological process (GO): defense response
Source: RefSeq, a predicted model, not a curated record
AAAUCAGGUGAAACCCGUCGGGCAACAGUAUAAAAACAACGUUACAUCGAGCUCAUUCUGUUUACAAAAUGCAGCGCUUGGUAUUGUUAACUGUUUUGGUCUUGGCCGUGUUGGCCGCCAACGCAAAUGCUGGCAAAGUAACCAUCAGAGGCCAAUGUGUCGAUUGCAACCGACCGGAAGAGGAGAGUACAACUCACAAAUCUUCAGGCAGUCAGGAUCAUGCUGCUCACUCGCCUGGUCAAAGUAAAACGUCUGCUGCUCCAGCUCAGGCCAGCAACUCUGACUGGUCACAGCAGCUAUCAAAUCGCUUCAAACGCCAAUGGGGAGGUCAGCAAGUGAUCCGGUUUGAUGGAGAUGAUGGUGGUUUCUCUGGAGGUCGCUCAGUGACAACGAUCGAUGGACGUGGCUAUCCUGGCACAGUGGUGCGCAAUAAUGAUUGUGUUGGCUGCAACAUACGCGGCUAAAUCGACGAUUUUUACGUAAUUUUCCUGGUGACUAAAACAUAAUUAAUAAAUUGUUUUGUUCAUUGUUUAA